GAACCCCUCGCUGUCCGCCAUCUUGGCUCGAGCGAGCCUGUAACACGAACCCCCCCCUUUGCCCGUUCUCCCGGGCCAUUUCGGCUCCGACCGGCCCAGUUUCCUUGGACGUUAGAGGGAGGAGCCUGGCGUUUCUGGAAGUCGGAGGAACAGCCAGUCAAAGCCAGCCAGGCAGCAUCUGAGCCAAGCGGAGGAACUAGAGCGGCGAAGGGUCGGCUUGUGUUGGGAUUUUUAAUUUCAGUAUCCGCGCAGCGACGGACGGUGAAUGCAACUGAAUAAGACGUCGACAUGCACGUAAAGGUCUUCCGUUUGGGCUCGGGAAGCUGAAGCAUAUUGCAGCCCGGUCUUAUAACGUACGUGGGAUAAGCCAUCUGUGAUACACUGGGUGUGCUCAGCGCAAUAACGGCGUUAUUCCAACCGUCGGCUAGCUCCUAUUAACCCAGCUAGCCAACCAUUUUCGACAGCCCCGUUAGCUUGCGGAGCAUCUUUACUUGAGUGUGGAUGCUGCUGAGGGGGACUCGUAUCCCUACAGUGAAGAUUCAACCCUGAGGCAUGCAAAGAGGGGUGUUUUUCUGCAAACGAGCGAGGAAAUCUCCACGCCCCGGGGUCUGCUCAGUGGUUACUAUUUAGCUAACCGGGAGAGGAGCUCAAGUGAAGGUGGGGCCGCGGAAGGAGUGACAGCCUCGGAUACCAGCUAAUGUGGCUAGCCGGCUAACUUGUACUAUUCCUGUGGUCUUUUCUAUCACCAAGAGUGUGCUUACUGGCACUGUGGUUGCUCGAUUCAGCGUGAAAGUACGUUAACAUUGAUUCCUUCUUAACCAGUGUGGGUGGGAUACCUCGAGGAGAGCAUCCUCGUUUACCUGAAUGACCAUGGCGGACGACGACGUGCUGUUCGAGGAUGUCUACGAGCUGUGUGAGGUGAUUGGCAAGGGUCCCUUCAGCGUGGUGAGGCGCUGCAUCAACAGGGACACGGGGCAGCAGUUCGCAGUGAAGAUCGUGGAUGUGGCCAGCUUCACCUCCAGCCCUGGACUCAGCACAGAAGAUCUGAAGCGAGAGGCCAGCAUCUGCCACAUGCUGAAACACCCCCACAUCGUGGAGCUGCUGGAGACGUACAGCUCUGAUGGCAUGCUUUACAUGGUCUUUGAAUUUAUGGACGGUGCCGACCUGUGCUUUGAAAUCGUGAAGCGGGCCGAUGCUGGGUUUGUGUACAGCGAAGCAGUAGCAAGCCAUUACAUGAGGCAGAUUUUGGAGGCACUUCGGUACUGCCAUGACAACAAUGUGAUUCAUCGUGAUGUAAAGCCUCACUGUGUGCUGUUGGCCUCGAAGGAGAACUCUGCUCCAGUCAAGCUGGGAGGCUUCGGAGUGGCAAUCCAGCUGGGAGAGUCUGGAUUAGUAGCUGGAGGUCGGGUGGGUACUCCCCACUUCAUGGCCCCGGAGGUAGUGAAGAGGGAGCCAUAUGGCAAACCUGUGGAUGUGUGGGGGUGUGGAGUCAUCCUCUUCAUCCUCCUGUCUGGCUGUCUCCCUUUCUAUGGCACCAAGGAGCGUCUCUUUGAGGCCAUCAUCAAAGGGAAAUACAAGGUAAUGAACCCUCGCCAGUGGGCCCACAUCUCAGAGAGCGCUAAAGACCUGGUGAGACGCAUGCUGAUGCUGGACCCCGCCGAGAGGAUCACCGUCUACGAGGCCCUCAACCACCCCUGGCUCAAGGAGAGAGACAGGUAUGCCUACAAGAUCCACCUGCCUGAAACCGUGGAGCAGCUGAGGAAGUUCAACGCCAGGAGGAAGCUGAAGGGUGCAGUGCUGGCUGCUGUUUCCAGCCACAAGUUUAACUCUUACUACGGAGACCCCCCAGAGGAGCUACACGACUUCUCAGAUGACCCCACCUCCUCAGGGGCAGUGUCGCAGGUUUUGGACAGUCUAGAGGAGAUUCAUGCCUUGACGGACUGCAGCGAGAAAGACAUGGACUUCCUCCACAGUGUCUUCCAGGAUCAGCACCUCCACACCCUGUUAGAUCUUUAUGAUAAAAUCAACACCAGGUCGUCCCCUCAGAUCCGAAACCCUCCAAGUGAUGGAGUGCAGAGAGCCAAAGAGGUACUGGAAACCAUUUCUUGUUACCCAGAGAACAUGGAGGCCAAGGAGCUCAGGAGGAUUCUUACACAGCCACACUUCAUGGCGUUGCUGCAGACCCACGAUGUCGUCGCCCAUGAGGUCUACAGCGACGAGGCACUGAGGGUGACGCCCCCGCCCACUUCACCUUACCUGAACGGAGACUCUCCGGACAGCACCAACGGAGACAUGGACCUGGAGAACGUCACCAGGGUUCGCCUCGUCCAGUUCCAGAAGAACACUGAUGAGCCCAUGGGCAUUACUCUGAAAAUGAACGAACUCAACCACUGCAUUGUGGCUCGCAUCAUGCACGGUGGAAUGAUUCAUCGACAAGGGACUCUGCAUGUCGGAGACGAGAUCCGAGAGAUUAAUGGCAUCAGUGUUGCCAAUCAGACGGUGGAACAGCUCCAGAAGAUGCUGAGAGAGAUGAGGGGUAGCAUCACCUUCAAGAUUGUCCCCAGUUACCGAUCCCAGUCCAUGUCUUGUGAGAAGGAGUCCCCAGAUUUGUCCCGACAGUCGCCUGCAAACGGUCACGCUAGUGUUACGAGCUCCAUCCUGGAUCUGCCAUCGACGAUCCAGCCAAAAGGCCGCCUGAUCUCCAGACCUGCUAUCAAGGACAAAUUGUCCAUCAAGAUUUACGUACGUGCUCAGUUUGAGUAUGACCCCGCCAAAGACGACCUCAUCCCGUGCAAGGAGGCUGGCAUUCGUUUCCGGGUGGGCGACAUUAUUCAGAUCAUCUCCAAGGAUGACCACAACUGGUGGCAGGGGAAGCUGGAGAACACGAAGAACGGCACAGCGGGCCUCAUCCCUUCACCCGAGCUCCAGGAAUGGCGUGUGGCGUGUAUAGCCAUGGAGAAGACCAAGCAGGAACAACAGGCCAGCUGCACCUGGUUUGGCAAGAAGAAGAAACAGUACAAAGACAAAUACCUGGCCAAGCACAACGCAGUGUUUGACCAACUAGAUCUGGUGACUUAUGAGGAGGUGGUCAAACUGCCGUCGUUCAAGAGGAAAACUCUGGUCCUGCUUGGUGCUCAUGGAGUUGGCAGGAGGCACAUCAAGAACACGCUCAUCACCAAACAUCCUGACCGCUUUGCCUACCCCAUCCCCCACACGACUCGGCCUCCAAAGAAGGACGAGGAGAACGGGAAGAACUACUACUUUGUGUCACAUGACCAGAUGAUGCAGGACAUCAGUAACAACGACUACCUGGAGUACGGCAGCCACGAGGACGCCAUGUAUGGGACCAGGCUGGAAACGAUCAGGCAGAUCCAUGCACAGGGCAUGAUCUCCAUCCUGGAUGUGGAACCACAGGCGUUAAAGAUCCUCAGGACAGCCGAGUUUGCUCCUUAUGUCGUCUUCAUCGCAGCUCCCACCAUCACUCCAGGAAUGACCGAGGACGACUCCCUGCAGCGGCUGCAGAAGGAAUCGGAGAUGCUUCAGCGGACCUACGCCCACUACUUCGACCAGACCAUCAUCAACAACGAGAUCGACGACACCAUCCGGCUGCUGGAGGAGGCCGUGGACUUGGUGUCCACCACCCCCCAGUGGGUGCCCGUCUCCUGGGUGUACUGACACACACUCAACGACAACGAGCUCAUCUCCACCGCCGCCAUCUCUGAUCAGACACAGAUGCUAAACUUUGGUCAAACCCCCCGAGUCACGUCUCUGUCAUCAGAAUCAUCAUGUGUGUAGAUAAACUGUCGGCGAAAAAGAGGGAAAGACUCUGACGCCUCACUGCAGAGACUUCAUCCUGGCCCCGCCCCCUUUUUCUCCACAGACUCAAAGGCAUAUUGAUGUGUACAUAUAUACAUAUAUAUAUAAAUGAUAAAAACUACGUGAAUAUGGUUCUGUCCUUGAAUAGUCGACGACGGGGAGUGGAGGGGCAGUGUGGUAGAUAUUUUGUACUUUUCUUUUCUAAUCGAUGGAUGGCUGGUUAAUCCUGGAAAGGCAAUAGUGAGCAUGACCAUAAAGCAGUCUUCUGUGGGUGCCUGUGUGCGUGUUGACCUUUUAAGGCACGUGUUGUGGUACUGUGUCCUCCUCUCCGACGCCCCCCUCUAAUCCCAUCGGCCUCUGUGACGAGCACGCCGAGCUUUGAAGCACAUUAGAAGCUGCUACAGUGGCGACAAACAAACUCCCUCAGCGACAAAUGCAAGUUUGAGAGAAGCAAAAAGCACAGGAAACUUGGCAGUUUCUCCCUCCCUCACCGCGGCCCCUCUGUGCCUGUCAGUCUGUUGAAGGAGCACACCGCAUCCCUCCGACGCCGUCUCUCCACGUGUUGCUGUUGUACCAUGCUUCCCUUCCCGACCUCUGAUGUUUACAUCUCAGUUUGCACAAAAAGGACAAUGAAGAAGACGUGUUCGGCAUCGUCACCUCACCGUUUUUACCUUUCGCUCUCUGGCUGUGCUCACCCCGCCCUUCCGAACAGCGGACCUGGACUAGCGUUCUCAUGACCACUAAACAUGGCUGAAAAAACUCAAGGAAAGGAGAGCCGAACCGCCCAAUCAGAGCCUUGGGGAUGACGUCAGUAACACCUAUGCACACCCCUGGAUUCUGCCAGGCAGGCCGCCACGAGAACCACUUUCCUUAAAAAAAUGAAAAAAAGAGCCAUGCUUGUUGAAAUCAAGUGUUGAUAGGAAUGUGUGGGGGAGGGUAAAUCAAUCUUAGAGCCACCGUUUUGGAACUGUUAACUGUCGUCUUUAAAAAUAUUAAAAGGAGUAUUCUUGUUUUGAGGGAGAGAAAAAUAACUCUAAAUUUUGUGUGUAAAUGUUUCAAUGGUGCGUACGUCAUACGAGUGAAUUACCAAGAGCCAGUGUAUAUUAAUCCUUAAAAGAAGCUCGGUAUGUGACAUAACCUCUUCAUGCUUCACCUGAAGAGGCCGGACGCCGCCACGCCCGCAGCAGAAAAAGGUACGACAGCUCCAGGUCUUAAAAAAUAAAACACUCGAGUCUGUGUGGCGUGGCCGCCGUCGGGCCGCUUCGGCUGAAGCGUUUUCAUUUCAAGUCCUGUGUAAAUUACCUCUGCAAAUGACAAAAGCAGCUCUUCUGUAUGAAAUGUUGUUCUUUUUUGUUAUUUCAUUUUUAAAAAAAUAUAUUUCCUUUUACGUGUUUAAAGUA
Molecule: messenger RNA, 5216 nt
Organism: Cheilinus undulatus (humphead wrasse)
Lineage: Eukaryota; Metazoa; Chordata; Actinopteri; Labriformes; Labridae
Product: peripheral plasma membrane protein CASK-like
Exons: 27
Coding region: 865-3675 (936 amino acids)
Biological process (GO): protein phosphorylation; regulation of neurotransmitter secretion
Cellular component (GO): cell-cell junction; basolateral plasma membrane; plasma membrane
Molecular function (GO): ATP binding; protein kinase activity; signaling receptor binding
Source: RefSeq, a predicted model, not a curated record